Molecule: messenger RNA, 1167 nt
Organism: Eimeria tenella
Lineage: Eukaryota; Apicomplexa; Conoidasida; Eucoccidiorida; Eimeriidae
Product: ribosomal protein L3p, putative
Exons: 6
Coding region: 1-1167 (388 amino acids)
Biological process (GO): translation
Cellular component (GO): ribosome; mitochondrial large ribosomal subunit
Molecular function (GO): structural constituent of ribosome
Source: RefSeq, a predicted model, not a curated record
AUGGUCACUGAUAGUGACCACACAAGCAGCGCCGCUGCACUGCAAAAGAUAAGGCAGUUCAGCACAAAGAGUGGCGGCAAAAGCAGCAGCAGCUGCAGCAGCAGCAGUAGCACAAUAGGGAGGAGAUCCUGGAGUCAUAUAGGGCGCAGCAGCAGCCGCAGCCGUUGGGUGGCACGAGUGGACAAGCUGAUUAGGGAGGGGCACCAGAAUGCAGAGUCACUUGCGGCUGCCUCAGAUGAAGGGUUUGCUGCUGCCGGCCCUACUGCGGCAGCUGCUGUUUCUUUCGCUGCUGCUGCUGCAGCGGAACUUGAGGGCGGCAGAACAAUACCUAAGGACUGCGUGCAUCCGGAACUGAAGCAAAUCACUCCAGCAUGGAACAGCAGACGCUGCGGUGUUUUGGCGUACAAGGUGGGAAUGAUGUCUCUUUGGGAUAGCUGGGGUGAGCGCCAUGCGGUGACCGUUUGCCAGAUCGACCGCUGCAUUGUUCUGCAGCAGAAGACACUCAGCAGCCACGGCUAUGAGGCAUGCGUGCUUGGACUAGGCUACCGAUCACCCCUCAGGACCUCUCGGCCCAAUCUGUGUCGUUUUAUUUCUCUUGGGGUCGAGCCCAAAGCAGUCACUGCCGAAUUUAAGGUAUCGUCGGACUGUCUCCUCCCUCCGGGUGUGGAAUUGAGUGCAAUGCACUUUGUGCCUGGGCAGUGGUGUUUUGUCUCGGGCUGGAGCACUGCGAAGGGAUUCCAGGGCCCAGUCAAGCGAUGGGGAUUUAAAGGGCAAAACGCAAGUCACGGUACUGAGAGCAAGGCACAUCGUUCUCACGGCAGUAUUGGCCAAAGCAAAACAGUUAAUGUCGUUUGGAAGUUCAAGAAGAUGGCAGGACACGUGGGACCCGAUCCACGCGUUGUGAAUUGCCAAGUGCUCAGGAUACAAAACGACAGAAAUCUGAUUUUUCUCAAGGGUUGUGUCCCUGGUGGAGUGGGUUCGGUUUUGAAAAUUAGCGACGCGCGUGGUAAGACGCAUCACCAACGGAACCGCCACGUGCCCCUACCCUACCCUACGUUUGUCCCUGUGGAGGGUAAAGUUUACCCCUUAGUGCUUAAUAGGGUCGACAAGAAGCAAGACCCGUUCGCUUAUCCGGAAAUACCCAUUUAUGACAAAGACGAAGCGUGA